AUGGAAACAUGUAAACCGGUCUCAACUCCAUUAGAUGAAGAUUUCAAAGUUAUACAUGGUGCAGGAAAAAAAGCUAACAAAUGUCGUCACCAAACUUUGAUUGGAGAAUUAAUGUAUUUAGCUGUCUCUAAUCGACCAGAUAUCAUACACUCAGUAAGUAAGCUAUCGCAAGUCAAUGCAGAACCAGAAGUAGAGCACAAAAAAGCAGCAAAACACAUUCUCCGUUACUUGUCAAAAACAAUCGACUUAAAGCUACAUUACAAAUCCGAUGGCGGAGAUGCACAUGGGUAUGUUGAUGCUAAUUGGGGUUCAAAUCCAAUUGACAGAAAAUCGUACUCGCGAUAUGUCUUUAAGUUAAGGGGUAGCCCAAUUUCAUGGGAAUCGAAGAAGCAAGGUGUAACAGCGCUUAGUACAACUAAAGCAGUGAUAUAA
Messenger RNA from Teleopsis dalmanni, 432 nucleotides. Its product is annotated as secreted RxLR effector protein 161-like. The record is from RefSeq and is a predicted model, not a curated record. The transcript has a single exon. The coding region runs from base 1 to 432 and encodes 143 amino acids. NCBI's taxonomy places the organism in Eukaryota, Metazoa, Arthropoda, Insecta, Diptera, Diopsidae.